Pipistrellus nathusii (Nathusius's pipistrelle) is the source of this 7554-nucleotide messenger RNA. The record is from the annotation of a GenBank genome assembly. NCBI's taxonomy places the organism in Eukaryota, Metazoa, Chordata, Mammalia, Chiroptera, Vespertilionidae.
AUGGGCAACGAGCAGAGCGCCUCCGACAGCCAGAGGACCUCGUCAGCCCCGAGUCCCGGAUCCCCACCGCCACCCGGGAGCAGCCGGGACGCACAGAGGAAGCCGGAGGAGCAGCCCAGCGCCGCGCACGGAGCCGCCUGCACCGCCCCUGAGGGCGCGGCUGGCCUGGACCCGGGCGUCCCGUUUCUGGAGGCGACGGAGCGGAGAAAGCACACACAGGACGCGGGGGCCCCCGGCGGCUCUCCCCGGCCAGUGUCCCAGGAGGCAGAGGGCACCGCCCACCCCGGGCACCAGGCCGAGGGCCCCCCAGAAGCUCACGCCCGCAGCCCCCCCGCGGCGCCUGGGGACUGGCCCCUCGCUCAGCGCCCUGCGACACAGCCUUCUCCCGGUGCCCAGGGAGACGCCCCGGAGCCCGCCCCUCUGGGGGGCAGCCCUGCCCGGCGCGGGGCGGCUGCCUCUGGCCCCGGGGCCGGAGGGGAGAGCGGCCUGCAGGAGGAGCGGCCGGAGUCGGAGUCAGAGGUGGCCUUGGCCUCCCUGGGUUCCAGCGAUCAGGCGCCAGGACUGUGGGCAGCGCCCCCCGGAGGGCGGAUGGAGGGGGCGCCAGGGGCCGGGGGCGCAGGGCCGGAGGCGGAGACGGUAGAUGGCAGCGACACUCAGUGCCCCGUGAAGACACGGGCGCCCGGAGCCUCGCCCCGUGAUGCCAUCGGCAUGGCCACGGGGGGCCCACCCGGGGGGGCUCUGCUCGUGGGCACCCGGGAGCCACGGCCCCCGGGCCCGCCCGCCGCCCAGGCCCCCGUGGCCGCAGAGGAGACGGCGUCCGGCCCCGACGUGCCCGCGCUGACGGAUUCAGCCAAAGAGCCCGCAGACGCCGCGUCGGCCAGACGGGAGCCCCCGGCGGAUCCCAGCGGCGUGGGGGACGGCCCUGCCCGUGCGCCCCAGGAGGAGACUGGGGGGCCCUUGGACCCGGAGCAGAGCCACGAAGCCCAGCAGGGGGCGCCGCCCCCGCCCCCCAGGGCAUUGGACGAAGGCGCCAGCCAGUUGCCGGGGCCACGGGACGAGGCCACGGCCCCCGAGGGCCCAGGGGCGGCCGAGCGGGGAGGCAGACCGCCUGGGGCCGAGCCUGGGGGAGAGGAGCCGGGCCCGGAGCCUCCUGGUGGGGCAUGUCCCAGGGGCCUGGGGGGAGUGCAGACCCAGGCCCUCGGCCGCAGGCCUGACCCGGAGACGGAGGAGGAGGCCUCCGAGGCGACCGGUGACGGGAGCCAGCUCCUCGCGGGCAUGGCCUCCGCUCGGCCCGGCGGCCAGCAUGGCCCCGGGCCCUCGGACAGGCCGGGGUCUCCGUCAGCGGCCGCAGCUCGCAGCUCGGCCCCGGCCCCUGCGGCCCACGCCCCCUGCUCUCCGGACGGGCCCCCUGAGCAGGGCCCCGCCACGCCCCCCGGGCCGGAGGGAGCCUGGGAGCACGUUUCGGGGGGACAGGGAGGAGCGAAACCGGGCCCCCCGUCCCCGGCUGCCCUGGAGGGCGCCCCCGGAGCCCGGGAACAGGGGAGCCCGUCGGAAUCGAAGACGGGGAGCUCCCCAGCCCCCCCGCAGCCGGGCCACGACCGGGAGGAUUUGCUGACCGGCCCUCAGCCCCCUGCCCCGGGGCCCGAGGCGGCCGGACGGGGAGCCCCAGCCGCAGGGCCACAGCCCCCCAACGGGGAGAGCGGGGCUGCGGACCUGCUCAGACCGGGACACAGCCAGCAGGACAGCCCGGCCCGGCUGGGGCCCCCGGCAGCCCCCCGGCAGCCAGGCCGGCCGGGGCCCGACGCCGCUGCCCCUGCGGAGCCCGGGGAGGAGGCCUCUCGGGGGGACCCAGGCCCUGCGAUCCUGGCUGCGGCCCCUCCCCUGACCCCCGCGCCCCGGGCCCCGCAGGAGGAUGCCAGCUCGUCCGCCCGCCCAGCAGAGGGGCCGGCCCCCACGUCGGAGCCACAGAGGGAGCUCCCCCCCGGCGGGCUCCCCGGCUCCCCGUGUUCAGGCCCCGGGGACUCGGAGCCGGAGAGACCCGUGACGGAGCGGGCAGAGCAGGAGCCGGGCGCACAGGAGGAUGAGGCUGGCAGCCGGCGCGGAGCGGCGUGUCCGGGCGGCGCGGGCGAGUCUGCAGCCGCGGAGGCCCGGCCCCCGGGCCAGGGCGAGGGCAUGGCACCCGGGACAAGUGGGGACUCGGCGGGCGCCCCGCCUCGUGGGCCUGACUCAGGAGCUCCAGGGGGUGCAGCGCCCGCCCGCCUCGGCCCUGCACCCACAGGGGGCGCCCCGGCACCCGCCCGCCCCGGCCCUGCACCCACAGGGGGCGCCCCCGAGAGGGCAGUGGGGGGUGAACCCGGGGACGGCACCCCACGGCUGGAGGAGGCGGACGCGGAGGCCCUGGGCCGGCCUGGACGCCGCCCGCCCGCAGAGGACUCAGGUGUGGACGGUGCGGCUGCCCGGGCCGCUGGGGGCGCUGACAGAGGGGACUCAGGGACGCAGAGGCCUCCAGACCAGCCAGGAGGGGGCGCUCUGAGCAGUGGCGCCCUUCAGCCUGAGCAGCCGCCCUGCCCUGGGGAGCAGGCUCCUGCUCCUGCCCCGCACGAAGCCAGCCACACUGAGCUGCCCUCUGCCAGCACCAUGGACACUACCGUGGCCCAGGUGGACACUCUCAUGGCCCAGGUGGACACUCCCGUGGCCCAGAUGGACACUCCCAUGAACAGCACCAUGAAUGCUCCCGUGGCCCAGGCCCAGGUGGACACUCCUGUGUCCCAGGCCCAGGUGGACACUCUGAUGGCCCAGGUGGAUAUUCCUGUGAACAGCACCGUGGACGCCUCUGUGGCCCAGGUGGACAUUCCUGUGGCCCACGUGGACACUCCCGUGGCCCAGGCCCAGGCGGACACUCCCGUGAACAGCACCGUGGACACCCCUGUGGCCCAGGUGGACGCUCCCGUGGCCCAGGCCCAGGUAGACCCUCCUGUGAACAGCACUGUGGACACCCCUGUGGCCCAGGUGGACACUCCGAUGGCCCAGGUGGACGUUCCUGUGGCCCAGCUGGACGCUCCCGUGGCCCAGGCGGACGCUCCUGUGAACAGCACCGUGGAUUCCCCUGUGGCCCAGGUGAACACUCCGAUGGCCCAGGUGGACGUUCCUGUGGCCCAGGCCCAGGUGGACCCUCCCGUGAACAGCACCGUGGACGCUCCCGUGGCCCAGGCUGCUCCCAGUCCAGAGCGGCUCCCGCCUGCGGUGACCCCGACUGAGGCUGCGCGGGACGCCCCUCCCCGGCAUGCGGACGGCGCCCCCGGGAAAGGGGCGGGAGACGGGCCCGGCGGGGAAGGCCCUCGCCCCGCAGUGGAGCCCCCGGCGGCCUCGGGAGAUGCUGCCUCCGCCUCCCGGACGCCGGCUGCCGCCCCCCUCGCCUCCCCCUCGCAGCCCGGGGCGGCCGGGGCCUCCGAGGGGCCCGGGGACCCCGCGCCCGCCCUGGCCAGCACGCCGCCCCCCGCCCGCGGCGAGCAGAGGACGGGGGAGGGGAGCGCAGCCCCCGGCGCCGGCCCCCCGGCCCCCGUGGUCCCCGUGAGCCCCGGCCGUGAGCGGGGCCCCGAGCGCCACGGGGACCGGCCGGGGGGGCCGCCCCGGGACCCCGCCAGCCCCCGGCAGAGCGGCCCCGCCCCCGGGCUCCCCGACUUCAGGGAGCACAUCACCAAGAUCUUCGAGGCGUCCGUGCGCGGAGCCCCGGCCGACCGGCCCCAGCGCCCACCUGCCCCUGGGGACAGGGCGGGGGCCCCCAGGAGCAGGGGCGGCAAGCACCCCGACGGGCUGCUGAGCCCAGGGAAGCUUCCAGAUGGGACUCCAGCCGCGGCCCCGGCCCCUGUCCCCGCCCCACCGGCCGGCCUCCGCGUGGCGGACGCAGAGAAGCGGGAGCAGGCGCUGGCCGUCGAGGCCGAGGCCCCCCACCCGGUUCCCCAGGAUCCGGCCACAGAGCCGCCGCCCCGGCCGGCAGGGACGGGCAUGGGGCAGGACCUGCCCGGGGCCCGGGCCGGCGAGGCAGUGACUGGGCACCUGCCGGUGCCUAAGGACAAAGAGCGGCCGGAGGGGGGCAGCGGCCGGCAGGAGGCCCCGGUGGAGAAAGCUGCUGGCCCGCAGGCGGCCGCCUGGAGCCGCAGGGAAGGGGACUCAGACCCGGACGACGGAAUUCCUGCUGGAGGACAGCUCGGGCCUCAGGCAGAGGGCGCCCAGGGCCCUGCCCCGCCAGGAGCUCCCGAGGACCUGCCCUCGCCCACCUCUGCCCUGAGUGCCCCUCCUCCCUGUGGCCCGGGGGCAGGAGGUGCCGGGGAGCCAGAGGGCGCCGCGGCUCUGGGCACAGCUGAGAUGGGAGCCGGUGCCAGGAGCGUGCCCUCUGGAACGGCUGCCGCCUGGGGACCGCCUGGUGGCCCGGGCAGCUCCGAGGGGCCCCAGCCGCCCGCGCCCGAGCGGCCCGCUCCCCCGGGGGCCCGGACAGCAGGUGCCGCCUCCCCUCCGGAGCCCGAAGAAGCCGGGGACGCCCGCCCGGCCGCCCGCGAGCAGAGGAGCUCUGACUCGGAGGAAGCCUUUGAGACCCCGGAGUCCACGACCCCCGUCAAAGCCCCCCCAGCCCCGCCCCCGCCGCCCCCCGAGGUCGCCCCGGAGCCCGAGGCCAGCGCGCCCCCCUCCCCGGAGGAACCAGGCGGCGGGGAGCCGGCCCCCGGCCCCGAUGGCCCCCCGAGCGUGCUCCCCGUGGACGGCAGCCCGCUGCGGCCGCCCGCCCACUCCUGCUCUGCCGUCUUCGACGAGGACAAGCCCAUAGCCAGCAGCGGUGCCUACAACCUGGACUUCGACAGCAUCGAGCUGGUGGAGCCCCGGCCCUCGGACCCCACGGCCUCGGAGGGCCCCCCGGGCGCGCAGAGGAGGGCCCCGGGCCCCGGGCCCCCCGCCCGGGCCGCGCUGCCCCGCUCCCUCAGCCUGCAGGCCGGGGACCUCGAUGGUGCUGCCGGCCCGGCCGACGCCGACACCGAGGCCGCCGCCCCCGAGGCCAGCAGCGACUGCGGGUCCCUCAAGCGGACGAAGAGGCCGCGGCCGCCGUCCCUGAGGAGGAAGCAGCCCCCGAAGAGGCCCCCCGAGGCGCCCCCCGUGCCCGAGGCCCCGCCGGCCGAGGAGGGCCCCGGGCCCGGCGAGGAGAGCGGGCCCCCCGGGACCCACAGGGAGCCGGCGCCCCCGGAGGCCCCCGCCCCCGCCCCCGCCGAGGAGGCCCCGCUGGAGCCCGCCGCCCUGCACCCGGCCGCCGGCCCCGCAGACACGGCGGGCACGGACACGGCGGGCACGGACACGGCAGGCACGGACACGGCAGACACGGUGGGCACGGACACGGCAGGCACGGACACGGCGGGCACGGACGGGGCCGCCCCCCCUGCAGGGGGCAGCGUGCAGAACUCACCCCCCACCGGCAGGAAGGCGGCCCCGGCUCCGGCCCCCGAGGCGGCGGGGGUGACCCUGGCAGAGAGCGGGCCCCCCGAGGACGCCCCGGCCAGAGGGGGGGUGCGGCUGGAGUUCGACUACUCGGAGGACGGCGGGCCCGAGGCGGCCGCCGCCAGGAAGCCGGGCCGGAAGCCGGGGGCCAGGAUGCCCCUGCGGCGGCCGAAGGCGAAGAAGGGCCCCGAGCCCGGCGACGCCCCCGCCGCGCCCCCCCGGCCGCCCGCCGAGCCCGGCGACGCCCCGGCCGCCCGGGGCGCCUACAGCUUCGACGCCGACAAGUGGGACGACCCCGACUUCAACCCCUUCUCCUCCGCCUCCAAGAUGCAGGCGUCGCCCAAGCUGCCGCCGCCCGCCGCCUUCGGCUUCCCGCCCGAGGCCCGCGGCGAGCCCGCCGAGCCCGGCCCCGCGCCCGGCUCGCCCGCCCAGGCCCCCGCCUCCUUCGAGAUCCCCGUGGGCGCCCCCGACGGCCACGCCGACGGCGACGGGGCGGGCAAGCCGGCCAAGAAGAAGAAGGCGCCGCUCAAGACUGACACGUUUAGGGUGAAGAAGUCGCCAAAGCGGUCCCCCCUCUCGGACCCCCCCUCUCAGGACCCCACCCCCGCGGCCACGCCGGAGGCGCCGCCCGUGAUCGCCGGCGUGGUCCACGCCACGGACGAGGAGAAGCUGGCGGUCACCAGCCAGAAGUGGGCGUGCAUGACGGUGGAGCUGGAGGCGGACAAGCAGGACUUCCCGCAGCCCUCGGACCUGUCCUCCUUCGUCAACGAGACCAAGUUCAGCUCCCCCUCCGAGGAGCUGGACUACAGGAACGCCUACGAGAUCGAGUACAUGGAGAAGAUCGGCUCCUCCCUGCCCGAGGACGACGCUCCGAAGAAGCAGGCCCUCUACCUCAUGUUCGACACAACACAGGGGAGCCCCGUCCGGUCCCCGCCCACCCGGACGUCCGAGUCCCCCACGCCGUGCUCGGGGUCUCCGAGCUUCGAGGAGGCGGAGGCGCUGGUGACCGCGGGGGCGAAGGGCCCCCCGCCGGCCUCCCGCGGGCUGGCCCCCGGCCCGGAGAAGCCCCCACAGAAGGAGCUGGAGGCCAGGGCCAUGGGCCCCACCGCCGAGGGGAUCGAGAUGACGGCUCCGGAGGGUGCCUUUGCCUCGGCGGACGCGCUGCUCAGCAGGCUGGCGGACCCGGCCUCGCUCUGCGGCACGCUCGACUACCUGGAGCCAGACCUGGCGGAGAAGAACCCCCCGGUGUUUGCUCAGAAGCUGCAGGAGGAGCUGGAGUUUGCCGUCAUGCGGAUCGAGGCGCUGAAGCUGGCCCGGCAGAUCGCGCUGGCCUCCCGCAGCCGCCAGGAUGCUCAGAGGGAAGCCGCGCACCCGGCCGAGGUCUCCCUCUCCAAAGCGGCCCUGUACUCCCGCCUGGCGCCCGCCGAGCCCGAGAAGGCGCCCAGCCUCCUGUUCCCGCCGCCCGACCUGGACGCCGCGCUGCAGGGGGCCCGAGCGGAGGUCCUCGCCAAGGAGAGGGAGGUCUCCGAGUGGAAGGCCAAGCACGAGGAGAGCCGGCGCGAGGUCAUGGAGAUGAGGAAGAUCGUGGCCGAGUACGAGAAGACCAUCGCUCAGAUGAUAGAGGAUGAGCAGCGGGAGAAGUCCGCCUCCCGCCAGACGGUGCAGCAGCUGGUGCUGGAGAAGGAGCAGGCCCUGGCUGACCUCAACUCCGUGGAGAAGUCCCUGGCGGACCUCUUCCGGAGGUACGAGAAGAUGAAGGCGGUGCUGGAGGGCUUCCGCAAGAACGAGGAGGUGCUGAAGAAGUGCGCCCAGGAGUACCUGUCCCGCGUGAAGAAGGAGGAGCAGCGGUACCAGGCCCUGAAGGUGCACGCGGAGGAGAAGCUGGACAGGGCCAACGCUGAGAUCGCCCAGGUGCGGGGCCAGGCGCAGCAGGAGCAGGCGGCCUUCCAGGCCAGCCUGCGCAAGGGGCAGCUGCGGGUGGACGCCCUGGAGCGGACGCUGGAGCAGAAGAACAAAGAGAUCGAGGAACUCACCAAGAUCUGCGAUGAACUGAUCGCCAAAAUGGGGAGGAGCUAA